Messenger RNA from [Candida] anglica, 1418 nucleotides. The record is from the annotation of a GenBank genome assembly. Lineage: Eukaryota; Fungi; Ascomycota; Pichiomycetes; Serinales; Debaryomycetaceae.
ACUCAUCUGUGUCUUCAUCUAGCUAACAUCUACGAUUUAAUUCGAACCUACGAGUACUUCCUUGAUAUACCCGCAGUCUGUAAGAACAAUCUCAAUCCCCAGGACUAUUACCCCAGACGUGAGUGAAGCUUUUAUACUCGCAACUACAAUAAAAAAAAAAAAGAUUUGAACUAAACAAAAGAGAAGAGAAGAAUUUUUUUAUCUCUAAGCAAACAAUUUCAAUACAAGACACUGCCAUUGACAAUCAAUUGACUUCCAACAUGACAUUGAUCCAUCCAAUGUCCAGAGCCUCAAGUCAAAGAGACGUUUCCGGGUGUAUUACACCCACCAAUUUUGAUCCAUCUCAAACAACAAAUCAUAAUUAUGGAUCAAAAUUAUUAACUUCCAAUGCUAUAAAUGAAUCCAGUGUUGGUACAAAGACAAAUAUUCUUUCACCGCCACUUUCCCCAUAUCAACGUAGUAAUAAUAAACUUUCUGAGGAAUCUUCUUCUUCACUUAUAGUUUCAACAAAAGUUUACAUCCCACUGGAACCUUUCAAAAUUGAAAAUUAUAAAGAAUAUGAACUUACAGUGAAUCCAUGGUCUCAUCUUAAUGAGAAUUAUAAGAGAAGGCAAUUCCGAUUCCUUGAACAAUAUUCAAUUAUUUCAAGUAAAGAAGUUCAACGUAAUGCUAUUACUGCUUCUAAUGCAAGAGCAGAAAGAAGAGCUAAUUUGUCAUCACGUAAAAGAGUAUCAAGUUCAGAUUCAGAUUCAGAACUUGAAAGAGUAAGAACCAGAAGAAUUGUUAAAGAAUCAUCAGCAAAUCUUUCAGAAUAUGAUAAUACUAAUAAUAGUUCUUCACGUGACACCAUAGUAACCCCAUCAACUCCUAAAAGAAGGAAAACUGUUAAAAAGGAAUCUCAAUAUACUGGAUCGCCAUUAGCUAUCCAACAAGCUGCAUUGAUUGAUGAAAAUAUUCCAGAUUAUUCACCUGGGGCAGAAACACUCCCAAAGGGGAAUAAUAGAUGUCUUAAGGUUGAAUGGAAGGGACAACCAAUGGAUUUAAGAAAUGAUCCAAAUGCAUCGAAAUUACAUCCUGCAGAAGUCUUAUUAGCAUCAAUUUUAAGACUUCCAUGUAAUGUAUAUAUGGAUUCUAAAAGAAGACUUUUCUUUGAAAAAGUGAAUCGGUUGAAAAGAGGACAACAAUUUAGAAGAACCGAUGCCCAAAAGGCUUGUCGUAUCGAUGUGAAUAAGGCCAGUAGGUUAUUUGCAGCCUUUGAAAAGGUUGGCUGGCUUGAAGAUGAUCUCUUUGCUAGGUUUUUGUAAAGAGAAUGGGUAAUAAUAUAAAUUAUUUGGAACAAACGGUAUAAUUGGAAAGGUAUAAUUAAUGUGAUAUAAGUAUAUAAAGAUAUAUAUAAUUUUAUUUAUUGUGAAUUGGAA